Selaginella moellendorffii is the source of this 4478-nucleotide messenger RNA. Its product is annotated as E3 ubiquitin-protein ligase RKP. The record is from RefSeq and is a predicted model, not a curated record. Lineage: Eukaryota; Viridiplantae; Streptophyta; Lycopodiopsida; Selaginellales; Selaginellaceae. The transcript is spliced from 11 exons. Gene Ontology annotation, molecular function: ubiquitin-protein transferase activity; protein binding. Gene Ontology annotation, cellular component: cytoplasm. The coding region runs from base 379 to 4368 and encodes 1329 amino acids.
UUCUCGGCUUUGUUAUCCAACACAUUUGGCUGUGACGCUUCCGGCAGGUGCGGCGCGAUUGGCGGCGCUGAUGCCGUGCUAGGGUUGCUCAAUCGGCGCCGAGCCGGGAUGCUCCACUCCGAUUGGGGCCUCAUUCGGCUGUGAUCGACCGACACCGAAAAGAGGGGCCAGGGUUUAGGCGCCGGCGCGUCGCUGCUGCUGGCGCAAGAUCUGGAUCGUCAUCUCCAAAGAUUUCCUCGCGAAUACCGGUAUGGUCGUCCUCGAUCCCAGGUAGGGGUUUCUAGCAGGGCAGGGCAGGGCAGUCGAUCGAUCGCUGAUCGCCUACUUGCGGCUAUGGCGGCAUUCCUGUGAGCCAAAUCGAGCGAUCCUCGGGGGAUAAUGUCCGCAGAUGGAAAUUCCGGGAGAGAUCGGCUUCUUUCUCGGAUGGGAUCCUCAGGGCUGGCUGUUUUGCUCGACAGCGGCAGCAAGGAAUCCCUGGUCACAGCUGCGGCGUGCAUGGUAGACGAGUGCACGCGCUCCACGCUCGAUCGAUCCAUCGCGUUCGUCCUAGAUUACUCCAGCGAGGGGGUCGAGCAGCAGCCUCGGUUCGUCGUCGACGAUAGCAAGAUAGAUUCCUCCAGCAUCCAGCUCCACCUCCAGUCCCGCCUCGCCGCAUUGGGUUCCAGUUCUAGCACCGAUGUCUCGGCCAGCUACAAGGAUGGUGUUUUCAUCGAAGGGAGUAGCGACCCUCUCUCGGGGGUCGUCAGGAUGGACAAAGGGAGACCCUCUGGAGAUAUCAAGCUUUCCAAGAGCUCCUUGUUGCUGGAGAGUCAGGCCAUCUUUAGCAGCGCUCGAGCAAACGCUUGCGUGUGGAGGGGGAAGUGGAUGUACGAGGUGACCUUGGGCACUGCGGGGAUCCAGCAGCUGGGAUGGGCGACCAUCUCUUGUCCCUUCACGGACUCCGAAGGCGUUGGAGACGCCAGUGACUCGUAUGCUUACGAUGGUCGACGAGUGAAAAAGUGGAGUGGGAAGAGCCAGACGUAUGGCGAGCCUUGGGUGGUCGGGGACGUGAUCGGCUGCUGCAUCGAUCUGGAACAGGGGCAGAUCUUCUUCUACCGGAAUGGGACGUCGCUGGGGAUGGCUUAUGACUGUGUGAGGAGGAUGGAGGCCAAGCAGGGGUACUAUCCGGCUAUCUCUCUCUCGCACGGAGAGCGCUGCGAGCUCAACUUUGGCGGUCGACCUUUUAGAUAUCCAAUCGCGGGGUUCUUGCCGCUGCAAGCACCGCCGGUGGACACUUCUGGCACCAACAAGCACGGCUCCGUGAUCGUCAAAGCCAAGUAUCUGUUUGGAUGCUUGCAAAAGCUUGUCCAGCUUGGGAGCCCAGAGGUGGCGGCGGCCAUGGCUCCCGCGGAAAGGCUGCGGAGGUUUACUCCACUUCCUGACGAGCAGUUUCGUGUUGUCGGCACUGAGAUCUGCAAGAUACUUUGCGAGCUGCUGCAGCAAAGCAGUAAAGCGGAGUACGUUGUCUGGGGAGCGCUGGUUCCUUUCCUCACGACAACUUACAGGCCUGGAGCACCGCACGACGGUCACAGUGUGGAUCGAGCUCUUGACUUACUGAUGCCGAUGCUGGGGCAGACUUACUUUGGUACGAUCGUUCUUCAGAUCAUCGAGUGCCUGGCGUAUGGGUGCCGGACUUCGCCCCUGGUGUUGGCCGACUCUCCGUUUAGCGCCUCGUACUCGCAUUUGGCACUGGCCUGUCAUCUACUUCAGCGUGACGACUUCAUGGUCAUCUGGUGGAAAUCUGACGACUUUGAGUCCUGCUUGGAGGGGCUGCUGACGAGAAAGGGGCCUAACAAGUGCGACUUGGAGAGCCUUAUACCCACCGUAUGGUGGCCGGGUUCCCGUGAAGAACAUCCUUUUUCGGAGAGCAACAUGAGGCAGAUCGUCAUUGCUUUAUCUCGUGCAAUAUCCAGGAUCGAGGACUUGCACUUCGAGCUGUGUAACCGGCUGGUUGCUUUUGACACGAAGUCGAAUGCUACCGGUUCUAUAUUCAGAACGUUUUUGCAACACCUUGUUCUGAAGAACCGUGGGGCACACAGAAACAUGCCACCGCCGGGUCUCUCCGACAACUCGGUCUUGGUUUCGGUGUACACUGUACUCUUGCGGUACCUUUCGGAGGGUCUCGACUCGACAGGGGAUGGCCAUGGAAGCUGCGUGCCGUUCCUGCACAAGGGAGGAAAGCGCAGCUUUCCGGUAUCUCUGUUUGUGAGCUCGGACCCCUGCUUGAACGAUUUCGCCCGCCUUGGUGGAACCUACAGCUAUCUUACGAAGACAUGUCCUCUCAGCUCAAUCGAAUGCGAAGAAGUUGAGUGGGAAGAAAGCAGUAUGGACAAGCAGGAAACUAGAUACGGACACGAUGCUGGGUUGAAAAAGCCAUGUUGCUGCAUGGACGGUGGUGCAGGUUCCAUCGACAGUGGUAACGGUAAGGCUCUAUCGAAAGGCUUGGAAACACGCUUCAGUGGCUCCAGUAACAAAGUCAACGAGACUACAUGUCCUUUGUCGCCAACUGACGCAGAGAGGAGCUAUGAUGGGGAUAUGGAAAGCAAGGCUAGCUCCAGUGGAAGGGUCGAGCCUGUUACCAGCACGUCCUCAUUGCUACAGAAGGCCAAGAAGGUGUUCAAGUCGGUAAAGGAGCUGUCAUCUGCGGUACGAGAGGAAGAGUUGCUGGAUAAGAUGGUGUUGCUCUAUCAUCUUGGAGUGACUCAGAAUUUCAAGCAGGCUUCUUAUCACAUGCAGCAUCAGAUACAACUGAUGGCUCAGCUCGAUGAGACGGAUCGUCAAAUCCGUAGCGAUAAGACCUCCUCUGAGCAGACAAAGCGCUUGAAAGAAGCGAGAGGUAUAUUCAAAGAGGAUCUUAUUGACUAUGUACGACAAUGUACCUGGUACCGCGUCUGCUUGCUUUCUAAAUGGAAGCAAAGGGGAAUGUAUGCGACUUGCAUGUGGGUAGCACAGCUCCUCGUUACGAUCAGCAAGAAAGAUGCUUGCUUCAGCUAUGUUCCAGAGUUUUACAUAGAGACACUGGUGGAUUGCUUUCACGCGCUGCGAAGGAGCGACCCGCUUUAUGUUCCUCCUUCAUCCCUCCUUCAACAUGGCUUGUCGUCGUUCGUUACGUUCCUCGUGACACAUUUUCACGACUCCCGAAUAGUGAAUGCGGAGAUAAGGGAUUUUCUCCUCCAGUCUAUUUCCGUUCUAGUACAGUUUAAGGAGUAUUUAGUAGCUAUCGAAGCUUGCAAGGCAGCAGAGAACACGAUGGCUGGCGCUCUUUUAUCGGCCUUCGACAACAGGUUUUGGAUUCCGGUGUCCAACAUCCUGUUGCGCCUUUGUAAAGGCUCGGGUUUUGGAACUUCCAAGUCCAGCCACGGUGACUCUUGUUCUCCGUUCUUUCAGCGGCUGUUGCGCGAGAAAUGCUUGAAGGACGAGAAGCUGUUCGCCUCUUUCCUGAACCGCCUCUUUAAUACAUUGAAUUGGACAGUCAGCGAGUUCUCCGUUUCUAUCAAGGAGAUGCACGACCAUGACCACCGGCAGGUUCCAGAAUUUCAACAAAGAAAAUGUGCAAUAAUGUUCGAGCUUUCGUGCAACCUGGAAAGAAUACUGGAGUUCUUUACGAAGGAGCUGCCACAAGUUUUCCUGGUUGGUCCGGAAAUGAACAUCAUCCGGCUUUGUGAGCUGGUUCUAUUUGUGCUCAACCACACCACCUCAAACACGGCAGGCGAGCUGUUCGACAGCACCAUAAAGCAGCAGGGUCAGUCGCUAGAGAAGGUCAACCGCGCCACCAUCCUCGCUCCCGUGGUGGGCAUCGUGUUGAAUCUCUCCGCCGCCACAGACCCUGCUGGCCACAGAAUGGAACACGAUAUCGCGCGGUCAAUCGCCAGCGUCGAUGUCUCCUCGGUCGCCACCAGGAACUUCCAGUAUUUAUUUGACUACGAUUGGUUGAGCACGUUCAAGGGGGAUCCUUCGCUCGCAAGGCUGUCGGACCUUAACAUAUUUAUUGAGAAGCUUAAGACGGAGUACGCGGAGGCCAGGAAGCGAGCGUGCAAGGCCGAGGCGGAGCUCAUCACCAGACACAGUAAAGGAGAUGAUUUCGAGCUUGGAAAUGCAGACAAAGCCGGGGGCGGAGGAGAGCUGUGCAGCAUUUGCUAUGCGUGCGAGGAGAACGCCGUGUUCCUUCCCUGCAAGCACAGGUCAUGCGUGCGCUGCGUCUCUCGUCACCUCCUAAACAACCAGCGCUGCUUCUUCUGCAACGCGGCCAUCUGCGAAGUCUGCCCAUACGAGGAGCCUUUGUCGCCUCUAAGCGGCGGCGGCCUCAAAGGUGGGGACGUGAAUUCCUAGCGAUCAAAUCGCUCGCUUCCUAUAGGUGCCAUUCUUGGAGAAACGCUGUAAAUUAUUCCUUUUGUCUCUCUGGUAGCAAAGCUCUGUAAAUUCCAGCCUUGGUUUGCUCA